AUGGAGCUACAGAACCAAGUGGUGGUCAUAGUGUACAGAAACAUCUGUGCAGAGUACGAGCUGGAGAUCCCAGGAUCAAGGUGGAAAACACCUCCAAAGAUUGUGGAGAACAACCGACCCAAGAUCCUCCCAAAGGGCUGCAGCUUAACAACAGUCAGAGUUCUUACUGUUCUUCAGACGCUGGGCCAGAUGCUCCUGGUCCAUCCUCUUCAGGAAGUCCAGGGUGAUGUUCAGAACCUCUGUGCUCAGCUCCUCACCCUCAGAGCAUUCUGGCUCCUGGUGAACUCGGUGAGCUCGUCUCGUGCGGCUCUGAUCUACGAGAAAGUGACAGUGAGCGACGCAGGAAGUGCUCUGCUCCGAGACAUGAGGUUCAGCCCCGACAGGCGGCACCUGUACACCCUGACAGACCGACAGGUGGUGCGCCUGCCGGUGGAGAGUUGUGAACAGUACACUUCCUGUUCUGAGUGUUUAGGCUCCAGAGACCCUCACUGCGGCUGGUGUGUGCUGCACAACACCUGCUCUCGUCGAGAUCGAUGUGAACGAGCCUCAGAACCUCAGAGAUUCACCUCAGACCAGAGACAGUGUGUGGAGCUGAGCGUCCAACCCAACAACGUGUCUGUCACCAUGUCCCAGGUCCAGUUGGUCCUGGAGGCUCGUCACGUCCCUGAUCUCUCGGCCGGACUCAACUGCUCCUUCGAGGACUUCACCGAGACCGAGGCCGAGAUCCACGACGGACUCAUCUACUGCCAGAGUCCCAGCGCCAGGGAGGUCCUGCCCAUCACCCGGAACCAAGGAGACAAACGAGUGGUGAAGCUUUACCUCAAAUCCAAAGAAACGGGAAAGAAGUUCGCCAGCGUGGACUUCGUCUUCUACAACUGCACCGUGCACCAGUCGUGUCUGUCGUGUGUGAACGGCUCCUUCCCGUGUCACUGGUGUAAAUACCGGCACAUGUGCACACAGAACGCACAACACUGCUCUUUCCAGGAGGGACGAGUCAAAGAGUCACAGUACGUGUACGAGGGGAGUGACAUCAGUGAUCUGCCUGUGGAUUUGUCUGUCGUCUGGAACGGAAACUUCAUCAUCGAUAAUCCUCAUAAUAUCAAAGCGCACCUGUACAAGUGCUUCGCGCUGAGGGAGAGCUGUGGUCUGUGUCUGAAGGCUGAUCCUCGCUUCGACUGCGGCUGGUGUGUUCAGGACAGGAAGUGCUCCCUGAGGCAGGAGUGUGUCCCACCUGAGGCCACCUGGAUGCACCCGAGCACCGGGAACAGCCGCUGUGCCCACCCCAAGAUCACCAAGUUGUCCCCGGACACUGGUCCUCGUCAGGGGGGGACUAUGCUCACCAUCUCUGGGGAGAAUCUGGGGCUUCAGUUUCGGGACAUUCAGAACGGAGUGAGGAUCGGAAAAGUGACGUGUCAACCCCAAGAAGAUCAGUACAUCAGCGCCGAGCAGAUUGUGUGUCGUCUGAACGAUGCGACCGGGUACCGGGUGCAGGAGGCUCAGGUGGAGGUUUGUGUUCGUGACUGUAACCACCCGGACUACAAGGCCGUGUCCUCCAGAGCCUUCACCUUCGUGUCUCCGUACUUCAGCCGGGUUCACCCGUCGUCGGGGCCUCUGUCGGGCGGCACCAGGAUCACCAUCGAGGGCAGCCACCUGAACUCGGGCAGCGCCGUCUACGUCAAGAUCGGACUCCACCCCUGCAGCUUCCAGAGACGCGGUCCGAGGGAGAUCGUGUGCGUGACCCCGGGCGGCCUGGCUCCGGGCCUCACCCCCGUCAUGGUCGACAUCAACGCCGCCGAGCUCCGGAACCCCGAGGUCCGGUUCAACUACACCGAAGACCCGACCGUCCUGAAGAUCGAGCCGGACUGGAGCAUCGCCAGCGGGGGUACCGUGGUAACCGUCACGGGGACGAACCUGGCGACGAUCAAAGAGCCGAAGAUGAGGGCGAAGUUCGGCUCGGCCCAGUCUGAGAACAACUGCACGGUGCUGAAUAACACGGUGAUGUUGUGUCUGGCGCCCUCUGUGGCCGGAGGCGACAGGACCGUGUCCGAGUCCGGGUCCAGUCCGGACGAGGUCGGGUUCAUCAUGGACCGAGUGCUCCCCCUGCUGGUCAUCAACCAGAGCUUCACCUUCCACCCCGACCCGGUGUUCGAACCUCUGAGCCCCACGGGACGACUGGAGCUAAAGCCCAGCUCCCCGCUCAUACUCAAGGGUCGUAACCUGAUCCCUUUGGCUCCUGGAAACUCCAAACUGAACUACACGGUUCUGAUCGGAGACACGCCCUGUGUUUUAACUCUGUCCGAGAGUCAACUGCUGUGUGAGUGGCCCAACCUGACGGGAGAGCACAAAGUCACCAUCCGUGCGGGGGGUUUCGUGUACUCGCCCGGUUCUCUCGUCGUUUACUCAGAUUCUCUCUUGACUCUUCCCGCCAUCGUGGGGAUCGGCGGCGGCGGCGGCCUCCUGCUCCUCGUCAUCGUCCUCGUCCUCAUCGCCUACAAACGAAAAGAGAGAGAGAGAGACCGCACGCUCAAGAGACUCCAGCUGCAGAUGGACAACCUCGAGUCCCGGGUCGCCCUCGAGUGUAAAGAAGCGUUCGCGGAGUUACAGACCGAUAUCCAUGAACUCGCUCAGGAGUUGGACGGAGCUGGGAUCCCCUUCCUGGAUUAUCGCACGUACGCCAUGAGAGUCCUGUUCCCCGGGAUCGAAGACCAUCCCGUGCUCAAGGAGAUGGAGGUUCCCGCUAACGUGGAGAAGUCCCUGACCCUGUUCGGGCAGCUCUUGACCAAGAAGCACUUCCUGUUGACGUUCAUCCGCACCCUGGAGGGUCAGAGGUCGUUUUCGAUGAGGGACCGGGGGAACGUGGCGUCUCUGAUCAUGACGGCUCUGCAGGGGGAGAUGGAGUACGCCACCGGGGUCCUCAAACAGCUGCUCUCCGACCUCAUCGACAAGAACCUGGAGAGCAAGAACCACCCCAAACUCCUGCUGCGAAGGACUGAGUCUGUGGCCGAGAAGAUGUUGACAAACUGGUUCACCUUCCUCCUCUACAAGUUCCUCAAGGAGUGUGCGGGGGAGCCUCUCUUCAUGUUGUAUUGUGCCAUGAAGCAGCAGAUGGAGAAAGGGCCCAUCGACGCCAUCACUGGUGAGGCGCGGUACUCGCUCAGCGAAGACAAACUCAUCAGGCAGCAGAUCGACUACAAGACUCUGACGCUGCACUGUGUGAACCCGGAGAACGAGAACGCCCCGGAGGUUCUGGUCAAGACGUUAAACUGUGACACCGUGACUCAGGUCAAAGAGAAAAUCCUGGACGCACUUUACAAAGGAACUCCCUACUCCCAAAGACCCAAGGCGGCCGACAUGGACCUGGAAUGGAGACAGGGCAGGAUGGCGCGGAUCAUUCUCCAGGACGAAGACGUGACGACGAAGACUACUACUACACAACAGAGACUCAACACCCUCGCUCACUAACAGGUGACGGACAGUUCUGUGAUCGCCCUGGUGCCCAAACAGAACUCUGCCUACAACAUCUCCAACUCCUCCACCUUCACCAAGAGUCUGAGCAGAUACGAGAGCAUGCUGCGCACGGCGAGCAGCCCCGACAGCCUCCGCUCCAGGACGCCCAUGAUCACCCCAGACCUGGAGAGCGGAACCAAACUGUGGCACCUGGUCAAGAACCACGACCACGCAGACCAGAGGGAAGGAGACCGAGGGAGCAAGAUGGUCUCUGAGAUCUACCUCACCAGACUGCUGGCCACCAAGGGGACGCUGCAGAAGUUCGUGGACGACCUGUUUGAGACGAUCUUCAGCACGGCUCAUCGAGGCUCCGCUCUGCCUCUGGCCAUUAAAUACAUGUUUGACUUUCUGGACGAACAGGCCGACAAACACUGCAUCUCCGACCCCGACGUCCGGCACACGUGGAAGAGCAACUGUCUUCCUCUGCGUUUCUGGGUGAACGUGAUAAAAAACCCUCAGUUUGUGUUCGACAUCCAUAAAAGCUCCAUCACAGACGCCUGUUUGUCUGUGGUGGCUCAGACCUUCAUGGACUCGUGCUCCACGUCCGAACACAAACUGGGCAAAGACUCUCCGUCCAACAAGCUCCUGUACGCCAAAGACAUCCCCAACUACAAGAACUGGGUCGAGAGGUACUACUCGGACAUCUCUCGUCUUCCCGUGAUCUCGGACCAGGACAUGAGCGCGUACCUCGCUGAGCAGUCCCGCCUCCACAUCAACCAGUUCAACAGCAUGUCGGCCCUGCACGAGAUCUACUCCUACAUCACCAAGUACAAGGACGAGAUCCUGUCGGCGCUGGAGCGAGACGAGCAGGCGAGGAGGCAGAGACUGCGCAGCAAACUGGAGCAGGUCAUUGACACUAUGGCUCUGACCAGCUGAGGGCGCUCUCCUGCCCGCGCGCUUUUCACGGAAACUCUAAACCUAAAAACACUCCGGAAAACUACAACCUCCACCGACGCCGACGCCAACGCUGCUCCAAAGCGACGCGACUCGACUCAGCCGCCAGGAACGGUACACGAACGGGAGGAAAAACGUCUCUGGGAUUUACAAACUUGACAAAAAUUCCGGAAAAUUUGGGAUGAAACUCGUGGAUGUUGUGGUUUGAAUUUUUUUGGGAGUUUUCUCGUUUUCAUGAAGUGACGCUGGACUCGGAACGUCGCGGACUAAGUGGGCCAAUCCGUGAAGAGAAUCUGGACCACGUGACUUCGUUUCCAGGAAGAAAUCAGCUUUUUUGUUUGUUUGUUUAAAAUUUUUGUACAAUUGUAAAAAACUCUGAUACUGCCCUCUCCUCUCACUACUCAUACCUGCAGAGUUUGCACAGAAUACGACCGUUUUUUAACGCAAAGAAGAAUUUUCACUUUAAAGGUCCAAGAUUACGCCGUUUUCUGAUCCGUGUUUUUAUGUUUCUUCAUCACAAACAGAACUGGAGCUGUGUUUUGUUUAGACCAGGACUAAACUUGGACCAAGCCUGGACUAAAGUUGGACUAAAACUGGACUAAACGUGGAUUCAACCUCAGUUAAACCUUGGACUAAAGAUGGAUUAAAGAUGGACUAGAGUUUGGCCUAAACCUGAACCAAACCUGGACUAAACUUGAACCAAACCUGGACUAAACUUGAACCAAACCUGGACUAAACUUGGAUCAGACCAAACCUGAAGACAAAAUGAACAUCUUUGUCUUAAACUUGGACUAAACUUGGACUAAACUUGGACUAAACUUGGACUAAACUGGGACUAAACUGGGACUAAAGUUGGACUAAAGUUGGACUAAAGUUGGACUAAAGUUGGACUAAAGUUGGACUAAACCUUGGACUAAACCUUGGACUAAAGAUGUACUAAACUGGGACUAAAGAUGCACUAAAAAUGGACUAAACCUGGACUAAAGAUGGACUAAACUGGGAUUAAAGCUGGACUAAAGAUGGACUAAACCUUGGACUAAAGCUGGACUAAACUGGGACUAAAGAUGGACUAAACUGGGACUAAAGAUGGACUAAACUGGGACUAAAGAUGGACUAAACCUGAACCAAACUUUGGACUAAAUCUGAACUAAACCUGGACUAAAGAUGGACUAUAGCUUGGACUAAACCGGGACUAAACCUGAACCAAACCUGGACUAAACUGGGACUAAAGCUGGACUAAACCAGGACUAAACUUGGACCAAACGUAAACUGAACCUGGACCAAACCAAAACCGUGACUAAACCUGAACCUGGAUUGGCUGAGUUCUUCUCUCAAACUGAAAACGCUCUGUUCCACCUCGUGAUGUCAUCGUGUGGUGAUAAUACAGGAAGUGCUCCACUGUGUUUUUAAACUCCACACACUUUCACUAGAAUCAUCCAGAUCAUUUCAACUCUGGAACUGUCAAUCUCGACUGAACUAAACGUAAAAGGAGCUGCUCGCUUGGAAAAAAAAACAAAAACUAUCACUUGAUGACAUCACGAGGUGGAUCAGAGCGUUUGGAGACGAAUAAUGCAGAUUUACUCAAACGCGUGAAGGAAACAAACACAACUCCAGCUCUGUUUUUUUGACGAGGAAACACAAGAACACGACUUAAACCUCAGAAGAAUCAGUCGUGCGUCAUUUUGGACUUUUAGGAAAACGACAAAUAAACGAAUUUUGCAAAGAGGCAUCGCAAAAAAAACGCGAAAAGACUCGUAUCGUGCCAUGAUCUUUUGAAUGUUGUUUGGUGCAAAGAUGUUUCGUUUUUUUUGAUGGAAUGUGCAAGAUUUGACGACUGAACAGGAGAAAGAAAAAGAAAGAAAGAAAAAAAAAAAAAAAAAAAAAAAGGAGGCAGGAACUUUCGAGGUGCAAUCGUUUUUCAGGGACACCAAAAAUCAGCGCGCCACGGUUGUUGUUGCUUUAUUUUUAGCGGUAGCCACGUUAGCAUCGGAAACACUCGCUUUAUUUGUUUGUUUAUUGGCUGAAAUUCUCAACUUGUGUCACCGUCGUAGUUUUUUAACGUUUAUUUGGGAGACAUUUUUGCAUUUUUUAACGUUUUUUUCACCAAAUUAAGCUACAAAAACUUUACCGUUUUUGUCGAACUGCAAAAACCAAGUUGAGAAUUGUAAUUUCAGGAAGCCUCGUCUCAGUGGAUUUUAAAAACGGAACAAUGAAGUAAACUCUCGAAGCACUGACGUCGAAACAUCGUCCAGCUCCGACCGGCUCAACAACGUACCACAUUUACAACUUUUUCACACAAUUUUUGAAUUUGUUGCAAACUGAUCUCAUUUAAUCUGUGUCUCGUUCGUUUAUUUGUUUUUCAAAAUAAAACCAAAAAUAAGAAAACGACAAAAACAACU
Boleophthalmus pectinirostris (great blue-spotted mudskipper) is the source of this 6800-nucleotide messenger RNA. RefSeq names its product plexin-A1-like. The record is from RefSeq and is a predicted model, not a curated record. Gene Ontology annotation, molecular function: semaphorin receptor activity; protein binding. NCBI's taxonomy places the organism in Eukaryota, Metazoa, Chordata, Actinopteri, Gobiiformes, Gobiidae. Gene Ontology annotation, biological process: regulation of cell migration; negative regulation of cell adhesion; semaphorin-plexin signaling pathway involved in axon guidance. Gene Ontology annotation, cellular component: semaphorin receptor complex. The transcript has 32 exons.